Messenger RNA from Amphibalanus amphitrite, 4695 nucleotides. Its product is annotated as serine/threonine-protein phosphatase BSL1-like. The coding region runs from base 275 to 2785 and encodes 836 amino acids. The transcript has 18 exons. Gene Ontology annotation, cellular component: nucleus; cytoplasm. The record is from RefSeq and is a predicted model, not a curated record. Gene Ontology annotation, molecular function: calcium ion binding; protein serine/threonine phosphatase activity. NCBI's taxonomy places the organism in Eukaryota, Metazoa, Arthropoda, Thecostraca, Balanomorpha, Balanidae.
UUGCAUAGGGCGCGCCGCGGCGUUGAUGGAUAGAGAUAAGUCGUCUUACCGCCCAAUAAAUUGUCAUUUGAGGAUGCAACAUUCACAGUGCACCAGUGAAAUAGCAGUUUAAUGGUGAAGUCAUGAUGUGAAGCGUUUGCCGCUUUUAUAAAUACCCAUGGACUGAACUAAAACUGAAGCUGUUAGUUACCGGUUGAGGUCACAACACUCACACGGUCUCGGUUCACGGUUGUUUGUCGUGAAUCAAAUCAGAGGAAUAAACUCAAGAAAUGAGAUGGCUGUGGGAGAAGCAUGGACGUUCACUUCCAACCUACAGAAUGAUCAUGUUUCUCUUUUACUUUUUAAUCCUGAAGAUAAGACAUAUUUGUUCAAGAACAUGCAAGAGAGGGAGGUGCCGCACGGAACCUUCCUUCCGGGUGGGCCAACCACCGUAGCAUUGAAUACAUGGAACAAGGUCAUGCAAAGCAAACUUAGCGAGGUUGCUGGUUCCUGUGAUAUAAGUCCACAUCUACUGAAAAUUCAGAGGUUCUUCAUCCCAUGCUUGUCCAGAGCUAUCAGCCAUGUCAUCUUCUACAUGCCAAUCAAUGCCAAGAUCAAAAACAGAACAAAGGCCAAGCCCGGCCUACGGUGGCUGACGGCCGCGCAGGCCCGCGCCUCGGUCACCGAGGGCCAGCUGAUGGCCAGUCCCGAGGUGCUGGACUACAUCCAGCUGGCCGAGGCGCGGCAGACGGGUGCCAGCGAUGCCGCCGCCGGAGGCUCUGGAGACGUCGCCUUGGACGAGAAGGGCGGCAGCUACAUCUACGUCCUGCCGGAGGACAGGGCGGUGAAGCUGCCGCAUGAGGCGCUGCUGGAGGCUGCCCAGCUCCUGAAACUCGAGCAAGGUCUGCUGUACGAAGAGUUUGUCCGCCGCUGCUUCCCGUGCCUGUUCAUGAACUUCUCUCGGUUCUCGGACCUGGUGCAGAGUCUGGGCUGGGAGCAGGCGACGCACAAGGACCUGUUCAGGAGUCUGGACUCUCAGAGCCGCGGCGCUCUGACCUACCGUGACUUGCUGUUCGGCCUGGCGGCGCUGGAGCCGUGUACCCAGCACGGCGGCCCGCCGGCAGAGAUACGCUGCCGCUACAUCUUCCGUUACUACGACAAGGAUAACGACGGCCGGCUGGAGUUUUCCGAGUUCCGGCAGAUCGUCAGCGACAUCCGCCGCUUCAAGGGCCAGAGCGUGAACAAGGAGGAGCUGAUGCUGGUCACCGAGCAGAGUGCCAAGGUGUUUGGCGCCGAGUCGAGCGAGUAUCUGACGCUGACCGAGUUUCUGACGGGAGUCGGCCAGCUGAAGUUCCGAGGUACCUCGCUGCUGCUGCGGUCGCCCCAGUCGGUCAGCGCCUUCCUCAAACAGCGUCAGAGCGCUGCGGACCGGCCCGGCUCUCCGGCCGGCGGACGGGUCUCCCCCCGUCCGUCCGUCAUGUUUGACCGGUCACCGCUUCACGUCACAGACGGACCCGAGAAACUCGAGGAAGUCUCGGCGGACGGCCCGUUCUUCAGUCCGUCGGCCGGCUCCGAGGGAACAGAGUACGAGCUGGCCACGCACUCUGUCCGGGUCCGGCGCACCGGGACGCUGCUGGACAUCAACGCCCUCUGGGACAUGGAAGAUCCGUGGUUCGAGAGCUUGUCGCUGGGAAGUGUGAGAACGAAGAACGACUCGUCCACCAUCUCAGCGUCUGCCCGGCUCAACAAACGCUCUCGCUGGGAGCGCAUCUCGUCUGUGGACAGCUUCAACCAGAAGUCUCAGCCCAACGAGAUGCUGAACGGGCUGCGGUACUUCGAGCGUCCCGUGAGGACCGACCAAGCCGCCGGAAAACACGCCGCCAAGGAGCCCUUCCACUGGGGAAACGUGGACCGGUCGGUGCUGGCCAAGUGUCUGCUGCAGAUCUGCCAUCUGGUCAGGGACAUCCUGGUGCAGGAGCCGCGACUGCUGCAGCUCAAGUCGCCCUGCUACAUACUCGGUGACAUCCACGGCAACUUCGAGGAUCUGGUGUGCUUCGAGAAGUCGCUGUGGCGCCUGGGGCCGCUGCUCACGCCCGCCAGCUUCCUGUUCCUGGGGGACUACGUGGACCGAGGCGCCCACGGCGUCGAGGUAGUGGCUUACCUGUUCUCGCAGAAGCUACUCUGCCCCAACAAGUUCCACCUGCUGCGGGGAAAUCACGAGGUCCGCGAGAUUCAGCAGACUUUCACCUUUCAAAAGGAGUGUAUCACCAAGUUCGGCAAGAUCACCGGCCCGGAGGUGUGGGAGGCCGUCAACGAGUGUUUCGACGCCAUGCCGCUGGCAGCAGUCAUCGACAACAAGAUAUUCUGCGUGCACGGCGGCAUCCCUCCCCCAACCAUCGACGGCGGGAAGAUAUCGGCCAUCAACCGAAUCCCGUGCCCGCUGCCGCGUCCCGAGACGCAGAGCCCGCUGGCCUGGGAGAUCAUGUGGAACGACCCCAUCAGUAUGGGCGCGGUCAGCUCUGAGACCCUGGACGAGCUGCGGGAAAACGACGGCUUUAUCGACAACUACCGUCGCGGCACCGCACACAUGUUCAGCAGCGAGGGCCUCGACCGGUUCCUGGCCCGCAACGAGCUCUCACACGUGGUGCGAGCGCACGAGGUGCAGCAGGCCGGCUUUCAGCUGCAGCAGAAGGGCCGCCUCCUGACUGUGUUCUCGUCGUCCCGCUACUGUGGCGGCUCGAACGAAGCCGCCUGUGUGCUGGCCGACUGCCACAAACUGCGUACUAUCCGGCUGGACACCGCCUGAGAGCGCCGCGGGUCACUCGGGGUCACCGUCAAGGUCAGACGAGGUCAGAGGUCAGCUGAGGUCACAGGGUCAUAUAGAAGGUCAGCGCAGACUGUUUGACGAUGGGGCAGGUUCGCCAAAGCUGUUGUUGGAGAGUGACAGUGAAGCGGGGCGAAGUGCGGACGCGUACCUGGUGACCCGGGAGGUCGCAGGUCAGCAGAGGUCAGUUGUGAAAGGUCAGAGGUCGGCUGGGUCGAGUGGCCAGCGCUGGCGGACAAUGAUAGCUUGGCAUGGCGUGAUUUGGGACGUGACCAGAAAGAGGACCGGUUGCAGGAAAUGUGAGGAAGGAAAGAGUAGGAGCUAAUUCUGACCCGGCACAUCCACGAGAUGCACCCACGGAUGCUAAAAGGUGAAGUUUUGCGGUGUUGCUCUCUAGCAGGUAUGAUUAAUUUUGUGAUAUCCGCCGUGAAAUAGUUAACUCGACUUAGGAGUGGGUUGGAUUGUGAUCAUGUUGAAUAGUUCGAUAAAUGAGAUAGCAAUAUGAGAAGUUCAAGUUACAGAAUUCACGGUUUUAUGGCGGGAAGGUGGCGUCGCCGCUGAAAGUAAAUUUUGUCGUUUUCUAUUGAAAGAUUCACAUGGUGCCAUGUCGAAACUUCCACAGGGGAUCAGAUGAUUGUUGGUGAAUGUUGGCCUUUAGGAUAUUCCGCUGCUCAUUAACAAACCUGAAAAGGCCUUACUGUCAAACUUGUAAUGCUGUAUUUAAUCGUAAAUCGCCAAGAGCUUUAACAUGGAUCUUUCGAUGAUCGUGGGUCGACCGAGGCUUUGCUAAGCAGUCCUGAAUGGGCUCAUUGUUUUAGGGUGUUGUCCAAAGAUCCGAUGUACCCUAAACGCUCAGCCACCAAUUCCUUCUAACAGGGUAAAGAAACUGCUGUGUUUAGUGCAUCGGUAUUCUGUGUCAUAUGUCUGUGAAUGUAGAAAUCUGCAGUUGCUGACCUGCUGGCCCGCAUAUCGCCUCUUUCACUCGCCAAAGAGUCGAAUGAAGUUCAUUAUCACCGUGAUAUUUCUUGUAACCUUAACCACCUUAGCCAUAUUGAUAGUUCGUGAUGGUCUUCACUUGAGGCAGCGCAUUUCAAACUCUGGGCGUGCCAGCUGCUGGUACGCUGUAUGGAUGCCUGGAAAUUCAGCAUUCAAUAACAGCAGCAGCUACAUCGGUUCAUUGUGUAGUGAGAGUUGUCUGUGUGAAUGAUUUGCUGUCAGUUGGCUGCACUCGUGUAUGAACGGUAUGUUUUAAUCCAUAGUUGCAUCAUUGUUUUUUCCCAGCACACACUUUGUGCUUGUGUGGUGAUGAUAAAUAUCGCCAGACCUGACGGAGUCAGUGAUAAAUAUCGCCAGAUUCGACAAAAUAUGUGGUAAAUAAUGUAAAUAUCUCCAGAUCUGAGCUGACGUGAGCUCCGAUUGUGUCUGUGGACCAUACUGAUAUCCACUGAUUGUGACUGGAACUGAUUACGCUCAUAAAUGUUUUUUAACACCAGCUCACCGGGAUACAAAUUGUCCAUGUUCAACUGACGAGCUUCAAACCAAUGCGUGAUUAAAACCUGUGUGUUCCACUAUGCAUUAGUUAGUGAAAUAGUGUUGUAUUGAAGUGGCACUUGCUGUUCACAUCGCCACAUCAUAAUAUCACGUUUGCCCACCUAACGCGCCCUCACGGGUUCCUUCUGUUCACCCAACCCGUGUGGUCUGUUCUUGUUCUGCUGUUCAGGUGUUCUCGGGGCGGCCUCUGAGCUGCGCGUGAUCGGAUCACGUGAUCACCCCCCCCCCCUCCUUCAUCCCCCCUCGUGUGGCUGUGACCGCAUCGCGCGGCACCAAAUACGGGUGCCAACACUAACUCUGACGUGCGAUUGUUCGAGAAUAUACUCGGAGACAUGCUUUGA